This is a messenger RNA of Brassica napus (rape), 3354 nucleotides long. RefSeq lists its product as uncharacterized. The transcript is spliced from 6 exons. The record is from RefSeq and is a predicted model, not a curated record. Bases 1 to 3354 code for a protein of 1117 amino acids. Gene Ontology annotation, molecular function: nucleic acid binding; zinc ion binding. NCBI's taxonomy places the organism in Eukaryota, Viridiplantae, Streptophyta, Magnoliopsida, Brassicales, Brassicaceae.
AUGGUAUUCACUGUUCCGCAUAAGCUAAUAGAAUUGUUCCCCUUUCAGAUGCCGCCUAAAAGAGCAGCUAACCGUGCCCAGACUGCUAGAGUUGCUAGAGAGGUUGAAGAUGAGCAUGUGCAGCCUGCAGACCCGCAGCCAGUUGUUCCACCCAUUGAUCAGGACGCCAUAAGGCAGAUGGUUGAUCGAGAGGCAGCCAGAGAAGCCGCCCAGGAGGCUGCCCGAGUAGCUGCUCAGGAGGUUGCCAGACAGAUGACUGCAGCUCAGCAGGGUCAACAGAUUCCGCAGGGUCCUCAGGUCCCGGUUCAUCAGGCCCCCGUGCUACGGUAUCCGCAGGUCCCUAUUCAGCCAGUUCCAGGGGUCUUUCAGGUUCCACCGCCGCCGCCUCCUUUUCCAGUGCAUGUACCUGAGGUUGAUGAGAUAUUUGUCAGGGUGUUGGGACAAAUGAAGUAUGUGAACUUGGAGCAUUUCAGUGGAAACACAGAGCCUAUACUUGCUCACGAUUGGAAGCACAGUUUGGAGAAGUGUUUGGACAUUAUAUCAUGUCCACCUAGGCACAAGCUUAAGAUUGUGGAGUUGUAUUUGCGUGGAGAUGCAUCCAUCUGGUGGGAUGGAGUGAGAUUGAUGCACCGUGGCGAGCUAUCAUAUGAGGAUUUUCUGCAUGCGUUCAACAAGAAGUAUUUUCCCAGAGAAGCUCUGCAUGAGAAGAAGAAUGAUUUCGAGCAUUUGAGGCAGGGUGCAAAGUCCGUCAGGGAGUAUGAGCGGGAGUUUAACCAGCUCCACAGGUUUGUGGGUAACCAGAUAGAAGAGGAGGAUUAUCAGAAGAUAAGGCGGUUCUACAAGAGAAAUGUAUGGCAGAAGAGCAGAAGUACUCUAAGGCAGGUCCACCUAAGACCGGAGGAACUUCGGGAUAACAGAAAAGGACUUGGGAGUAGGCUGGGGCACCCCGUUGUGGGCGUUGUCGUCACCAGCAUUUUGGAGAGUGUGUCCGGUGCUAUAACUUUUGCAGCGACAACAGCACCAGCAGUGGCCUUUGGAAACUGUUUUGGCUGCAACCAGCCGGGUCACAUGAUCAAGGAUUGCCCGAUGAGGGGAAAUGCAGCACUUCCACCACCACCGAAGCGUCUAGCCAUCGCUCCACGUGUGUUUGCGGUUGGAGAUCCUCAGGGAGCUGAGCCGAUAGUGGGAUCGGUUUCGGUUGGAGGUAAGUCAGCUCAUACAUUAUUCGACACGGGAGCUUCUCAUAGUUUUGUGAGUCCGCAUUUAGUUAGGUCUUGGUCUUUUCGGGGAGUCUUCGAACCGAAGACUAAGGAAAUCCAGACCGUCGGCACAGAGAGAUUGGGAGCAGUUGGUAUUCAUCGCGACGUACCAGUUAUGCUUGGAGGAGUAGAUUUGCUCGCAGACUUAACGGAGAUGGAGAUGAAUUUCUAUGAUGUCAUACUUGGGAUGGAUUGGUUGACGCGACAUCGAGUGAUCUUGGAUUGUCUUGAGGCAAGAGUUACUGUUCCUAGAGCCGAAGGGAAGAUCACUUUCCAAGGGAUUCAAACACAUCGAUUAGUUCCUAUUGUAUCUAUAAUGCUUGCUAAGGAAUUAUUGGAGAAUGGAGCAGAGGGAUAUUUAGCGACCAUUUCAAUGGCUAAGGAUGAUGGGCAACAGCUUGAGAUGCAGGAUAUUCCAGUGGUUGCUGAGUUUGAAGAUGUUUUUGAGGCCUUAAAAGGGCCACCACCAGCUAGAAGUGAUGUUCUUACAAUCGAGGUGGAACCAGGAGCAGCACCGGUUUCACGAGUCCCUUACCGUCUAGCACCACCUGAGAUGGCUGAGUUGAAGAAGCAGUUGGAGGAACUAUCAAGUAAGGGUUUUAUUAGGCCAAGUACUUCACCGUGGGGAGCAGCAGUGUUGUUUGUGAAGAAGAAGGAUGAGAGUUUCAGGCUCUGUAUCGACUACAGAGGUUUGAACAAAGUCACCAUCAAGAAUAAGUAUCCGCUUCCGCGCAUCGACGAGUUGUUGGAUCAGUUGCAGGGAGCUUCAUGGUUUUCUAAAAUUGACUUGGCAUCAGGAUACCACCAGAUUGCAAAAGCUGAUCGGGAUGUGCAGAAGACAGCCUUCCGUACACGUUAUGGACAUUAUGAGUUCGUCGUGAUGCCAUUUGGUUUGACGAACGCACCGGCAGCAUUCAUGAAGCUUAUGAAUGAUGUGUUUCGCGAACAUUUGGAUAAGUGUGUGAUUGUCUUCAUCGACGAUAUCCUUGUUUAUUCUCGAAGUAGAGAAGAGCAUGCCGAGCACUUACGGAUUGUCUUGGGGAAGCUUAGAGAGCAUCAGUUGUUUGCUAAGUUGAGUAAGUGCAGCUUCUGGCAGAGGAGGAUUGGAUUUCUUGGUCAUGUGGUUUCAGAAGAAGGAGUUGUUGUGGAUUCAGAAAAGAUUGCUGCAAUUUCAGAAUGGCCAACACCCAAAAGUGCGACGGAGGUUCGCAGUUUUCUUGGGUUGGCAGGGUACUACAGGAAGUACGUCAAAAAAAUUUCUAGCAUUGCGAAGCCAAUGACGAAGUUAACAGGCAAGGAUGUCAAGUUUGAUUGGAAAUAUGAUUGCUCGGAAAGUUUUGCUGAGUUGAAGCGACAUCUGAUUAAUACACCAGUUUUGGUACUCCCGAGGCCAGUGAUACCAUAUGAGGUUUACACCGAUGCAUCAGGUACUGGUUUGGGAUGUGUAUUGAUGCAAGAAGGUAAGGUCAUUGCAUAUGCAUCGCGGCAGUUGAGGCUUCACGAGACUAAUUACCCCACUCAUGACUGGAAAAAGGUGAAGAUUCUCACAGGCCACAAGAGUUUGAAGUACAUUUUUACUCAGACGAACUUGAAUUUGAGGCAGCGAAGAUGGAUCGAGUUGUUAGCAGAUUAUAACUUGGAGAUCACUUAUCAUCCAGGAAAAGCUAAUCAGGUGGCAGAUGCUUUGAGUAGGCGCAGAAGCGAUGUUUCAGGAACCAAGGAGGUUCAUGAGCUUACUGGGAUGCUCGCUAGUCUCAGAUUGUGUGCUACUACUGUGGAUGAAGACACCGCUUGUCUCAAGGCUGUAGAGCAGGCAGAUUUGCUAAGUAAAAUACGCAAAGCUCAGGAUGCUGAUGAGGCUUUGUGUAAGCAAAUCGAGAUUGAGAGUAUUGGAUAUCAUACAACUUCGAGUGGGAUGUUCAUGUAUCGGAACCGGGUUUGUGUGCCUAAUGAUGAGUUGUUGAAAAAGGAAAUCUUGCAGCAGGCACACCACUCGUGUUUCUCUAUUCAUCCAGGAAACACCAAGAUGUACAGAGAUCUCAAGCGUUAUUAUCAUUGGCCUGGCAUGAAGAGGGAUGUUGCUUCAUUUAUAUAG